AUGUAUUUUAAAUGUGGGCAAACUAGAGAUGCUCGCAUGAUAUAUGACGAACUACCUACUAUUGAUCUUGUUUCAUGGACUGUAAUGAUUGUUGGAUAUACCCAAGCUAGGCAACCCAACGAUGGAUUGAGGCUCUUUGCUGAUGAAAUAAGAUAUGCUCAUAAAGAAUCUGCUUAUGAUGCCCUCCGCCUCUUUAAUCAAAUGAGAUUAUACUUCCUUGCACCUGAUGUAAUAACGCUGGUGAGCACCCUUUCAGCAUGUGCCACCCUUGGUGCUAUCCCUUUCUCUACUUUCAUUAACAUGUUGAAGGAGGAUUUGAAACUGAAUGAAGUAAUUUUUACGACAGUAUUAUCUGCUUGUAGCUAUUCGGGAAUGGUUGAAGAGGGAGGGAGGUAUUUCAAAUCCAUGAUUCAGGAUUAUAACUUUGUUCCUUCCAUGAAACAUUAUGCAUGUAUGGUUGAUCUCUUAGCUCGAUCAGGUAAACUGGAUGAAGCAUUAGACUUCAUUAAGAAAAUGCCAGUUCAACGAGACGUUAGUUUGUAUGGAGCUUUCCUUCACGGAUGUGGAUUAUACUCGAGGUUCGAUCUCGGAGAAGUCGUACUCAGAGAAAUGCUACAACUACAUCGAAAUGAAGCUUGCUAUUAUGGGCUCUUAUAUAAUCUUUAUGCUUCAAAUGGAAAAUGGGGUGAAGUUAAUAAGUUUUGGUACUUCAAUGGUACAGCUCUGCUGAUUGAAAAUGGGAAGUUUCUUCUUUCACCAAAGCCUACAAGAAGAACUACUAGCACGGAGUAUAUUAUCUCAAUGGGUGCCGAAAACAUUUUGAGAUCAAGUAGCUCUUACAUUGGAAAACUGAGGUGGGUGAUUGAAGUCAACGGUGCCCUGGGAACUCUCUGUGCUAAUGAAACCUAUCAGCUUCAGGUCGACUUUCCUGAGCAUUACCCAAUGGAAACCCCACAGGUUAUAUAUUUCUGCAUCCAGCUCCUCUGCAUCAUCAUAUCUAUAGCAAUGGUCACAUUUGUCUAG
Molecule: messenger RNA, 1023 nt
Organism: Cucumis sativus (cucumber)
Lineage: Eukaryota; Viridiplantae; Streptophyta; Magnoliopsida; Cucurbitales; Cucurbitaceae
Product: pentatricopeptide repeat-containing protein At2g03380, mitochondrial-like
Exons: 6
Coding region: 1-1023 (340 amino acids)
Biological process (GO): RNA modification
Molecular function (GO): protein binding; RNA binding
Source: RefSeq, a predicted model, not a curated record